Molecule: messenger RNA, 1293 nt
Organism: Cyphellophora europaea CBS 101466
Lineage: Eukaryota; Fungi; Ascomycota; Eurotiomycetes; Chaetothyriales; Cyphellophoraceae
Exons: 7
Coding region: 1-1293 (430 amino acids)
Biological process (GO): transmembrane transport
Cellular component (GO): membrane
Molecular function (GO): transmembrane transporter activity
Source: RefSeq, a predicted model, not a curated record
AUGGUCAGUUUAAUGGACCGAUCCAAUCUUCCUAACGCCGCCAUUGCGGGCAUGACCGCCGAGCUUAACUUGAAUGUUGGGUUCCGAUAUUCCACCAUUGCACUUGUGUUCUUCACGACCUACACCAUUUUCCAGCCUCCAGCAACAGUCUUGACGAGAAAGCUUGGGCCCCGACCCUUCCUGUCUGGCUUGUGCUUUGCGUGGGGCGUUGUCAUGAUCGGGUUCGGAUUCCCCAACGAUUGGACAGUAAUGAUUCCGCUUCGCAUUCUGCUUGGGCUUUUCGAAGCAGGUUUCUUCCCAGGCUGUGUUUAUCUCAUUUCGACAUGGUACGCUCGAUAUGAUAUGCAAAAACGAUACGCAGUUUUCUACCUGCUCGGCUCCUUGGCGUCGGGGGGAAGUGGCAUCCUAGCUUUCGGCUUACAACAGAUGGAUGGUCUAGCCAAUUACCGAGGAUGGAGAUGGAUCUUCAUCAUCGAAGGCGUCAUAACCUGUCUUAUUGGCAUUGCUGGAUAUAUUUUCCUUGUGGAUUUCCCCGACCAAGCCAUCAAGAAGAAUCAUUGGGGUUUCCUCAAGCAAAAUGAAAUCGAAUUCGUCCUUCGGCGCAUCAACAGGGACCGAAAUGACGCCGAGGGUGAACCCUGGAACUUCAAAAAGUGGGCCUCAGCCGGCAAAGACUGGAAAGUGUGGAUGUUUGCAAUGAUCCUGUUUGCACUCACCACCAUGGCAUACGCACUAAGUUUCUUCCUGCCGGUUGUCUUGCGAGAGAACAUGGGGAUGAGCGUGGGCAUGUCGCAGUGCUUGUCAGCUCCACAGUAUGUUUUCGCAGCCAUCCUCAUGUACGGCCUGGCAUGGGUUGGCGACAAGUACCAUAUCCGUGGCCCUCUGCUGUUGGUCAACUGUGCACUUGGUCUCAUUGGUCUACCGCUUCUGGGCUUUGCGACUCAACCUGCUGUACGUUUUGUCGGCACUUUCCUCAUUUGCGCCAGUGCUCAAGGAGGCAUCCCCACGUGCCUUGCCUAUCAAGGCAACAACAUCCGCGGGCACUGGAAACGAGCAUUCUCUUCAGCCACGCUGAUUGGCUUUGGCGGUAUUGGAGGUAUCGCUGGCUCGCUCAUCUUCCGCAGCCAGGAUCGCCCUCACUACCGUCCAGGCAUCUAUGCAGGUCUGGCAUGCAACGUACUUAUCAUCGCGAUUGUGGUGAUUAAUACGAUCAUCUUCCGUCGGGAAAAUCGCAAGGCUGACAAGGAAGGGAAGAUCCUGGAGGGCGACCCUAACUUUCGUUACACGAUUUGA